Molecule: messenger RNA, 3296 nt
Organism: Salvelinus fontinalis (brook trout)
Lineage: Eukaryota; Metazoa; Chordata; Actinopteri; Salmoniformes; Salmonidae
Product: heterogeneous nuclear ribonucleoprotein L-like
Exons: 13
Coding region: 267-1922 (551 amino acids)
Biological process (GO): regulation of RNA splicing; mRNA processing
Cellular component (GO): nucleus
Molecular function (GO): mRNA binding
Source: RefSeq, a predicted model, not a curated record
UCAACGACUGUAUUCAGAAGAGAAGCAAAGGUUGUCCAAUGGAAAGAAAUCUGCAAUGUGAACAAAAGAGUGAAAAUGCACGCACAAGAAGGGGCGUAUUGGAGGGUGACAUUGCCGUCAAUGCGCACAGCUGUCAUAAUUCUAGUUCGCUUGGUCGACAUUGUAUCGUAGAGCCACAUGCAUGCAACUUUCUGGACUGCUUUUUGUGAUUUAUUUUUCAGGUGGUGAAUUUAUCUAACACCAACAGAUAAUUGUAUUCAUCAACAAUGUCUCUCAUUGAGGAAUACGAGGAAGGGGAAUACGAGACAGCACCUAAGCGUCUCAAGACGAUGGAUGUGGAGGAGGGAGAGGAUUUGGAGGAGGGGGAGGAUUCAGAUACAGCUUCCGCGGGGCUGCUAGGAGACGAGGAGGAUGCUACGCGGACCCCCGGGGAAAACCGGGCCCGGUGGUCAACAAAAAAAUAUGGGUCUGGAAGAAAGGACAACGGGGAGGAUGCCCACAGGAUCGCCCCCUCACCGGUGGUCCACGUGCGGGGGCUCUGUGAGUCAGUGGUGGAGGGGGACCUGGUGGAGGCCCUGGAGAAGUUCGGCAACAUCUGCUACGUCAUGAUGAUGCCGUUCAAGCGCCAGGCGCUGGUGGAGUUUGAAGCCAUGGAGAGCGCCGACCAGUGCGUGACGUGCGGGGCCAACGAAGCGGUCUACAUUGCCGGCCAGCAGGCCUUCUUCAACUACUCCACCAGUAAGAGGAUCACGCGGCCAACUAACGCCGAUGACCCCAGCAGUGGCAACAAAGUCCUGCUCCUCUCUAUUCAGAACCCCCUCUAUCCCAUCACCACUGAUGUUCUGUACACAGUCUGCAAUCCCAUAGGCAACGUGCAGCGCAUUGUCAUCUUCAAACGCAAUGGAAUCCAGGCCAUGGUGGAGUUCGAAACUGUCAAAAACGCCCAGAAGGCGAAAUCGGCUCUCAACGGAGCAGACAUAUACGCCGGCAGCUGCACCCUGAAGAUCGAAUACGCUCGGCCCACGCGACUCAACGUCCUCCGCAACGACAAUGAUAGCUGGGACUACACCAAGCCCUUUCUCGUCAGGCGAGAGCGAGGGAAGGGGAGACAGCGCCAGGCCAUUCUGGGAGAGCAUCCGUCCUCCUACAGCGACAACGGCUAUGGGUCACACUGCCCCCUGCUGCCCCUGCCCAGCAAUAACAGGUACAAGAGGAGCUCUCCCCAUGACGCCCAGGAGGUGGUUGCCUACCCCCUGCCACAGACCUCCUCCUAUAUGGGCCACGCCUCCAGCUCGUCAGUUGCCAUGGUGAGCGGCCUGCACUCCGCCAAGAUGAACUGCACCCGUAUCUUCAACCUCUUCUGCCUGUACGGGAACAUUGAGAAGGUGAAGUUUAUGAAGAGUGUCCCGGGCACCGCACUGGUAGAGAUGGGGGAUGAGUACGCAGUCGACCGAUCCAUCACACACCUCAACAGCAUCAAGGUGUUCAGCAAGAGGCUCAACGUCUGUGUGUCCAAGCAGCACGCGGUCAUCCCCAGUCAGGUGUUUGAGCUGGAGGACGGCAGCAGCAGCUACAAGGACUUCGCCAUGACCCGGAACAACCGCUUCAGCAGCGUGGGCCAGGCGUCCAAGAACAUCAUCCAGCCGCCCGCCGCUGUGCUGCACUUCUACAAUGUCCCGCCCUGCAUCACCGAGGACGAGCUGCAGAGGUUAUGUACAGAGCAUGAUGUACCCGGUUUCACCAAGUUCAAAGUCUUCGAUGCGAAACCCAGCUCCAAAACUAUCUCAGGCUUAUUCGAAUUUGACAACAAGACACACGCUGUGGAGGUUCUGACAGUCCUCAACCACCACCAGAUCAGAAUUCCAAAUGGUUCCAACCCUUACACCCUCAAGCUUUGCUUCUCCACUUCCUCACACCUCUGAGACCCGGGAAAACCAAGAUGGCCGCCGCACUAGUUCGCCCAUCAACAAGGGGAGAAGCGGAUAGGGGAGAAAGGAAGAGCACCCGACAAAGGAGAACGAAAAGAAACAACGCAAGGGUGGUUAGUCCACACACUUUUUCGGACCUGAGAAUGGAAAGGCGGGGUGUUAAAAACCACUCAAGAUCAUUUCUCCCCCUCAUAUGAACUAUUUUAAUGGAUUCUUUUUGUUGUCUUUUUUCCUUUAUUUACAAAAACGAUUUGAAGGAGCUGCGAGUGGUUGGGCUGACAGUUGUAACUGACAGAGGGAGAGGAAAGCCCAACUAUGCAUCCUGGCAGGGCUGCUUACUCUGCACCACAAUUGAUUUGACAUUUCCUGUGCUGACUUGCCGAGGGCCGAAUUUGACUUCUGUCUUUUUAUUGUGAGACCUAUUUUAGUGGUCGAAAGACAGUGGCCUACGGUCCGUUUUAAUUCCUAGGUUGAUGUCGAUGGCCAGUGGCCAGUUUUACAACUUUCAGACGAUUCCCAAAGUUGGACCAUGAGAACUGUAUACCCAGUUUUUCCCCUAUAUUAGUUUCUUCCUUAGGCGGGAUGCAAAAGCCCUCAAAGCAACAUCUAGAGCAGCUGGGAUAAAAAAUUACAAAUUGAAACCAAUGGAGGGCAAAUCAAUUUCGGCGGUGGAGGGCUGCUCUAGCUAGGGGAAACACUGGUGGAAACUAGUGGAAAUGUGUGUGCCUAACUCUGCAAUAUAAGAGAUUACUCAGUGUUUGUAAAUGAACAACCCGUCCACAUUAUAGUGUACAUAUGUGUGUAUAGCAGUUGAGUGGGUGUCCGGGCGCUAUGUUAAUAAGAGCAGUUCCUUAUGGAAAAAACACAAUUUUACAUGUGAAUUGUUCCAAGAAAACACAUGUGAAAUCAUAUGAUUUUCCACAUGUGAAAUCAUGUGUUUUUUCUGUAAGGAUUGUUUCUACAUUUUUCCUGUCGAUGGUCCUCUUUUUUGGAGGACCAUUUGAAUUAAAACUCAAAUGAACACUUGAGACUUGUGUCAGAAGUCGGUGUCAGCUUACACUCUGAUGGUGAACAGCAACCUGCCAUGUCGGUCCCUGGAUCUAGGGUUGGGAAACACUGAACCAGAGGGGUGAAAUACUCAGCCACUACCACACGUCUGUCUUCUCUCAAGACGGCAUUUUUUGAAGAGGACAUUUGCUUUUCCCAAACUGUUUCAAGAGUUCCAAACACUGAAGGUCCGUGCGGGCUGUAUGUAUUUAGUGUUAUACUGUGUCUCCAUGUUUGUACUUGGCACACCACCACCAUGUCUGAAGAAUUCACUGUGAGCAUGUGCAGAAAUUAAAACAUUUGCCAGUCGAUACACAACAA